AUGCUUUUGUGUCCUUACUUGUUGUGCUGCUAUGUUUCCUUCUGUGUGCUCUUCCCCCCUCCCUCCCUCUUAAACGUUUCCUUCUGUGUGCCUCUCCUUCUCCCUCUCCCUCUCCCUCUUUCUCUCCCCCUACCACUCCCUCUACCACAAAAACUCUCCCUCCCUCUGGCUAUACCUUUCCCUCUCCCUUUAACUGUCUUCUCCCUCUCCCUUUGUCUCUUCCUCUUGCUCAGGCUCUCUCUUUCUCGUCCUUCUACUCUCUCCACCUACGGCAAGCCUGCAUCUACUCAUCCUCUCCGCCUUCACCUCUAUCGCUCUCCUCAACAAUCUGCUCCCUUCUUUACACAUGUGCCCCUUCUUUACACAUGUGCCCCUUCUUUACACAUGUGCCCCUUCUUUACACAUGUGCCCCUUCUUUACACAUGUGCCCCUUCUUUACACAUGUGCCCCUUCUUUACACAUGUGCCCCUUCUUUACACAUGUGCCCCUUCUUUACACAUGUGCCCCUUCUUUACACAUGUGCCCCUUCUUUACACAUGUGCCCCUUCUUUACACAUGUGCCCCUUCUUUACACAUGUGCCCCUUCUUUACACAUGUGCCCCUUCUUUACACAUGUGCCCCUUCUUUACACAUGUGCCCCUUCUUUACACAUGUGCCCCUUCUUUACACAUGUGCCCCUUCUUUACACAUGUGCCCCUUCUUUACACAUGUGCCCCUUCUUUACACAUGUGCCCCUUCUUUACACAUGUGCCCCUUCUUUACACAUGUGCCCCUUCUUUACACAUGUGCCCCUUCUUUACACAUGUGCCCCUUCUUUACACAUGUGCCCCUUCUUUACACAUGUGCCCCUUCUUUACACAUGUGCCCCUUCUUUACACAUGUGCCCCUUCUUUACACAUGUGCCCCUUCUUUACACAUGUGCCCCUUCUUUACACAUGUGCCCCUUCUUUACACAUGUGCCCCUUCUUUACACAUGUGCCCCUUCUUUACACAUGUGCCCCUUCUUUACACAUGUGCCCCUUCUUUACACAUGUGCCCCUUCUUUACACAUGUGCCCCUUCUUUACACAUGUGCCCCUUCUUUACACAUGUGCCCCUUCUUUACACAUGUGCCCCUUCUUUACACAUGUGCCCCUUCUUUACACAUGUGCCCCUUCUUUACACAUGUGCCCCUUCUUUACACAUGUGCCCCUUCUUUACACAUGUGCCCCUUCUUUACACAUGUGCCCCUUCUUUACACAUGUGCCCCUUCUUUACACAUGUGCCCCUUCUUUACACAUGUGCCCCUUCUUUACACAUGUGCCCCUUCUUUACACAUGUGCCCCUUCUUUACACAUGUGCCCCUUCUUUACACAUGUGCCCCUUCUUUACACAUGUGCCCCUUCUUUACACAUGUGCCCCUUCUUUACACAUGUGCCCCUUCUUUACACAUGUGCCCCUUCUUUACACAUGUGCCCCUUCUUUACACAUGUGCCCCUUCUUUACACAUGUGCCCCUUCUUUACACAUGUGCCCCUUCUUUACACAUGUGCCCCUUCUUUACACAUGUGCCCCUUCUUUACACAUGUGCCCCUUCUUUACACAUGUGCCCUUCUUUACACAUGUGCCCCUUCUUUACACAUGUGCCCCUUCUUUACACAUGUGCCCCUUCUUUACACAUGUGCCCCUUCUUUACACAUGUGCCCCUUCUUUACACAUGUGCCCCUUCUUUACACAUGUGCCCCUUCUUUACACAUGUGCCCCUUCUUUACACAUGUGCCCCUUCUUUACACAUGUGCCCCUUCUUUACACAUGUGCCCCCUUCUUUACACAUGUGCCCCUUCUUUACACAUGUGCCCCUUCUUUACACAUGUGCCCCUUCUUUACACAUGUGCCCCUUCUUUACACAUGUGCCCCUUCUUUACACAUGUGCCCCUUCUUUACACAUGUGCCCCUUCUUUACACAUGUGCCCCUUCUUUACACAUGUGCCCCUUCUUUACACAUGUGCCCCUUCUUUACACAUGUGCCCCUUCUUUACACAUGUGCCCCUUCUUUACACAUGUGCCCCUUCUUUACACAUGUGCCCCUUCUUUACACAUGUGCCCCUUCUUUACACAUGUGCCCCUUCUUUACACAUGUGCCCCUUCUUUACACAUGUGCCCCUUCUUUACACAUGUGCCCCUUCUUUACACAUGUGCCCCUUCUUUACACAUGUGCCCCUUCUUUACACAUGUGCCCCUUCUUUACACAUGUGCCCCUUCUUUACACAUGUGCCCCUUCUUUACACAUGUGCCCCUUCUUUACACAUGUGCCCCUUCUUUACACAUGUGCCCCUUCUUUACACAUGUGCCCCUUCUUUACACAUGUGCCCCUUCUUUACACAUGUGCCCCUUCUUUACACAUGUGCCCCUUCUUACACUGUGCCCCUUCUUUACACAUGUGCCCCUUCUUUACACAUGUGCCCCUUCUUUACACAUGUGCCAAUGCCCUUCUUUACACAUGUGCCCCUUCUUUACACAUGUGCCCCUUCUUUACACAUGUGCCCCUUCUUUACACAUGUGCCCCUUCUUUACACAUGUGCCCCUUCUUUACACAUGUGCCCCUUCUUUACACAUGUGCCCCUUCUUUACACAUGUGCCCCUUCUUUACACAUGUGCCCCUUCUUUACACAUGUGCCCCUUCUUUACACAUGUGCCCCUUCUUUACACAUGUGCCCCUUCUUUACACAUGUGCCCCUUCUUUACACAUGUGCCCCUUCUUUACACAUGUGCCCCUUCUUUACACAUGUGCCCCCUUCUUAACAUGUGCCCCUCUUACACAUGUGCCCCUUCUUUACACAUGUGCCCCUUCUUUACACAUGUGCCCCUUUCUUUACACAUGUGCCCCUUCUUUACACAUGUGCCCCCUUCUUUACACAUGUGCCCCUUCUUACACAUGUGCCCCUUCUUUACACAUGUGCCCCUUCUUUUACACAUGUGGCCCUCUCCUUUACACAUGUGCCCCCUUCUUUACACAUGUGCCCCUUCUUACACAUGUGCCCCUUCUUUACACAUGUGCCCCUUCUUUACACAUGUGCCCCUUCUUUACACAUGUGCCCCUUCUUUACACAUGUGCCCCUUCUUUACACAUGUGCCCCUUCUUUACACAUGUGCCCCUUCUUUACACAUGUGAUGUGCCCCUUCUUUACACAUGUGCCCCUUCUUUACACAUGUGCCCCUUCUUUACACAUGUGCCCCUUCUUUACACAUGUGCCCCUUCUUACACGUUGCCCUUUUACACAUGUGCCCCUUCUUUACACAUGUGCCCCUUCUUUACACAUGUGCCCCUUCUUUACACAUGUGCCCCUUCUUUACACAUGUGCCCCUUCUUUACACAUGUGCCCCUUCUUUACACAUGUGCCCCUUCUUUACACAUGUGCCCCUUCUUUACACAUGUGCCCCUUCUUUACACAUGUGCCCCUUCUUUACACAUGUGCCCCUUCUUUACACAUGUGCCCCUUCUUUACACAUGUGCCCCUUCUUUACACAUGUGCCCCUUCUUUACACAUGUGCCCCUUCUUUACACAUGUGCCCCUUCUUUACACAUGUGCCCCUUUUUUCCCCUUUUUACACAUGUGCCCCUUCUUUACACAUGUGCCCCCUUCUUUACACAUGUGCCCCUUCUUUACACAUGUGCCCCUUCUUUACACAUGUGCCCCUUCUUUACACAUGUGCCCCUUCUUUACACAUGUGCCCCUUCUUUACACAUGUGCCCCUUCUUUACACAUGUGCCCCUUCUUUACACAUGUGCCCCUUCUUUACACAUGUGCCCCUUCUUUACACAUGUGCCCCUUCUUUACACAUGUGCCCCUUCUUUACACAUGUGCCCCUUCUUUACACAUGUGCCCCUUCUUUACACAUGUGCCCCUUCUUUACACAUGUGCCCCUUCUUUACACAUGUGCCCCUUCUUUACACAUGUGCCCCUUCUUUACACAUGUGCCCCUUCUUUACACAUGUGCCCCUUCUUUACACAUGUGCCCCUUCUUUACACAUGUGCCCCUUCUUUACACAUGUGCCCCUUCUUUACACAUGUGCCCCUUCUUUACACAUGUGCCCCUUCUUUACACAUGUGCCCCUUCUUUACACAUGUGCCCCUUCUUUACACAUGUGCCCCUUCUUUACACAUGUGCCCCUUCUUUACACAUGUGCCCCUUCUUUACACAUGUGCCCCUUCUUUACACAUGUGCCCCUUCUUUACACAUGUGCCCCUUCUUACACAUGUGCCCCUUCUUUACACAUGUGCCCCCUUCUUUACACAUGUGCCCCUUCUUUACACAUGUGCCCCUUCUUUACACAUGUGCCCCUUCUUUACACAUGUGCCCCUUCUUUACACAUGUGCCCCUUCUUUACACAUGUGCCCCUUCUUUACACAUGUGCCCCUUCUUUACACAUGUGCCCCUUCUUUACACAUGUGCCCCUUCUUUACACAUGUGCCCCUUCUUUACACAUGUGCCCCUUCUUUACACAUGUGCCCCUUCUUUACACAUGUGCCCCUUCUUUACACAUGUGCCCCUUCUUUACACAUGUGCCCCUUCUUUACACAUGUGCCCCUUCUUACACAUGUGCCCCUUCUUUACACAUGUGCCCCUUCUUUACACAUGUGCCCCCUUCUUUACACAUGUGCCCCUUCUUUACACAUGUGCCCCUUCUUUACACAUGUGCCCCUUCUUUACACAUGUGCCCCUUCUUUACACAUGUGCCCCUUCUUUACACAUGUGCCCCUUCUUUACACAUGUGCCCCUUCUUUACACAUGUGCCCCUUCUUUACACAUGUGCCCCUUCUUUACACAUGUGCCCCUUCUUUACACAUGUGCCCCUUCUUUACACAUGUGCCCCUUCUUUACACAUGUGCCCCUUCUUUACACAUGUGCCCCUUCUUUACACAUGUGCCCCUUCUUUACACAUGUGCCCCUUCUUACACAUGUGCCCCUUCUUUACACAUGUGCCCCUUCUUUACACAUGUGCCCCUUCUUUACACAUGUGCCCCUUCUUUACACAUGUGCCCCUUCUUUACACAUGUGCCCCUUCUUUACACAUGUGCCCCUUCUUUACACAUGUGCCCCUUCUUUACACAUGUGCCCCUUCUUUACACAUGUGCCCCUUCUUUACACAUGUGCCCCUUCUUUACACAUGUGCCCCUUCUUUACACAUGUGCCCUUCUACCAUGUGCCCCUUCUUUACACAUGUGCCCCUUCUUUACACAUGUGCCCCUUCUUUACACAUGUGCCCCUUCUUUACACAUGUGCCCCUUCUUACACAUGUGCCCCUUCUUUACACAUGUGCCCCUUCUGUACACAUGUGCCCCUUCUUUACAAUGUGCCCCUUCUUACACAUGUGCCCCUUCUUUACACAAUGUGCCCCUUCUUUACACAUGUGCCCCCUUCUGUACACAUGUGCCCCUUCUUUACACAUGUGCCCCUUCUUUACACAUGUGCCCUUCUUUACACAUGUGCCCCCUAUCUUUACACAUGUGCCCCUUCUUUACACAUGUGCCCCUUCUUUACACUGUGCCCCUUCUUUACACAUGUGCCCCUUCUUUACACAUGUGCCCCCUUCUUUACACAUGUGCCCCUUCUUUACACAUGUGCCCCUUCUUUAA
Molecule: messenger RNA, 5616 nt
Organism: Closterium sp. Naga37s-1
Lineage: Eukaryota; Viridiplantae; Streptophyta; Zygnematophyceae; Desmidiales; Closteriaceae
Source: the annotation of a GenBank genome assembly